AUGGAGGUGUUCAUGGUGAUGGCGGUAUUGGUUUUGGUACUGGUUAAUGCAGAACCAGAAUGUCCGAUGAAUCUCGACUACGUUACUCGAAUGCCAUGGAACCCAUCAAGCUGUCACUCAAUUCAAAACUCAGAAGACCUGAAAAUGUGUACUAAUACAUUGAGAAGUGUGUUGGGUGUAGGCCUUGCUCAGUUCCUCCGAGACGAAUCCAUCUUUUUACUCCCCGACAAUGGCUCUGCCAUUGCAUGCCUCAAUGGAUUUCAGCAACAGAUCAGCUCCAUGGGUCUUCAAUCAAAUUUGGUCUCACUCUGUUUCAGUGAUAUAUCAGAAUUUGUAUCAAGCCCUCAUCUUUGCGGUGGCAUACAAACCAAAAAAGACUGGAUGGAGAAGCUGGGACCAACUCCAUUGGAUUCAGCUUGCAGAGGAGAUCUCUCUGUGUCCACUUCUUGCCAUGUAUUUCAUAACAGCAGAAAAGCUGUAUUGAAAAGAUUAUUAGGGAGAAUUAGAAACGUUGGAGCUGAAACAAAUCUGCAAUGUAACUCUCUCGCAAAUCUCUAUGCUAUUGGCGUAGCCAAUGAAUUUGAACCCAAGAGCAGAAAAGACGUCACUUGUAUUCUCGGCCUUCCAUUUUUACCCAAGAAGCCCAGAGCUCGUUUUGAGACGGUUUUAUAUAGUUGUUUGGGCGCCACCAUAGCUAUGAUCUUGCUCUGCAGCAUAGGAAUCAGUUACUGGAGGUGGGCAAGGACGAAGUUGGGGGACAAGCACAGGCGUUUUGUGAGAAUUAACAGAAGCAUUUUGAGUAACGCAGUGAAACCCAACAUGGGUACAUUGUGGUUCAAUGUACGGCAAAUCAAGGAGGCAACGAACAAUUUCAGUUGUGCCAAUUUAAUUGGGCAGGGGAGUUUUGGAAUGGUGUACAAGGGAAAACUUCCAGACGGUCAGAUGAUUGCUGUGAAGAGAAUGAAGAAGUGUUCUGUUGAUGAAGACUCAGAUUUCUUGAACGAGGUGGAGAUCAUCAGUAGAUUUCAACACCCGAAUUUGGUGGCUCUGCGAGGAUUCGGUGUUGCGAGUGAUGACAAAGAUGGGUGCCAGCGAUUUCUUGUUUACGAUUACCUGGCUAAUGGCAGCCUCGAUCAACACAUUUUUGGAAAUGGGAGAGCAUUGACAUGGGAGCAGAGGAAGAACAUAAUAAUUGGUGCCGCUAAGGGGUUGUGUUAUCUGCAUUCGGGCAUUCGACCUCCGAUUUAUCACAGAGAUAUCAAGGCCAAGAACAUUUUGCUGGAUGAUGACAUCAAUGCCUGCGUUGCGGAUUUUGGGCUGGCGAGGAUGACAACUGAAGGGGAACCGUACCUCGUGUCAAAAAUAGCUGGUACACAUGGGUAUUUGGCGCCCGAGUAUGCUCUCUAUGGAAUUUUUACAGAUCGUAGUGAUGUUUAUAGCUUUGGAGUUCUGUUGUUGGAAAUCAUGAGCGGCAGAAAGGCUCUGGAUACUUCUGUGGCGUGUUCGUCUGAAUACCUUAUUACUGAUUGGGCAUGGAAGCUUCUGAAAACGAAUAAUGUAGUUGAAGUUGUAGAUUGCAGAAUGCUUGAGAGUGGAGAAGUGAGUACAAUGGAGAGAUUUGUUUUAGUGGGCAUUUUGUGUUCACACGUUACGGUGGCAUUCAGACCAAGUAUGGCAGAAGCAUUGAAGAUGUUGGAGGGAGAGGCUAUCAUUCCUGCAAUUCCAGACAAGCCUUUCCCACUCAAUCACAUUCAUCCUUUUAUACAAGAUAGAUCAUCAAAUAUUGAACCAAGUCAUCCUGAACCAAAAUAA
Messenger RNA from Cryptomeria japonica (Japanese cedar), 1812 nucleotides. RefSeq names its product probable receptor-like protein kinase At1g11050. The transcript has 2 exons. Bases 1 to 1812 code for a protein of 603 amino acids. Gene Ontology annotation, biological process: protein phosphorylation. The record is from RefSeq and is a predicted model, not a curated record. Gene Ontology annotation, molecular function: ATP binding; protein kinase activity. NCBI's taxonomy places the organism in Eukaryota, Viridiplantae, Streptophyta, Pinopsida, Cupressales, Cupressaceae.